Molecule: messenger RNA, 2636 nt
Organism: Engraulis encrasicolus (European anchovy)
Lineage: Eukaryota; Metazoa; Chordata; Actinopteri; Clupeiformes; Engraulidae
Gene: abcd3a
Product: ATP-binding cassette, sub-family D (ALD), member 3a
Exons: 23
Coding region: 42-2024 (660 amino acids)
Biological process (GO): fatty acid beta-oxidation; peroxisome organization; very long-chain fatty acid catabolic process
Cellular component (GO): peroxisomal membrane; peroxisome
Molecular function (GO): ATP binding; long-chain fatty acid transmembrane transporter activity; ATP hydrolysis activity
Source: RefSeq, a predicted model, not a curated record
UGCUCAUUGCUGUUCUCUGACCGGCGCGCACAGUAGGAAACAUGGCGGCCGUCAGUAAGUAUCUGACAGCGAAGAAUUCUUCCAUAGCUGGCGGUGUGCUGCUGGUGUUAUACCUCCUCAAACAAAGAAGACGGGCCGCAAAACUGAACGGGAGGAAGGCAGGAUCUGAAGUAGUUCUGAGCAAAGAGCAGAAAGAUGCCAAGAAAGACAGAGCAGCUGUGGACAAGGUGUUCGUCCUACGGAUGUGCCGCCUGCUCCGGGUCAUGGUGCCUCGAUUUUUCUGCAAAGAGACCGGAUAUCUGAUACUGAUUGCAGCUAUGCUGGUGGCCAGAACCUACUGUGAUGUCUGGAUGAUUGAGAACGGCACCAUGAUUGAAAGUGGUAUCAUUAGCCGAGAUAUCAAUCUGUUCAAGCUGCACUUUUAUUCCUACGUGGCUGUCAUACCAGGGAUCGCCAUAGUGAAUAACCUCCUGAAGCUGGGGCUGAAUGAGCUGAAGCUCUGCUUCCGGGUGCGACUGACGAGGCACCUGUACGACGAGUACCUCAAAGGGUACACCUACUAUAAAAUGGGCAAUCUGGACAACCGUAUUGCGAACCCUGACCAGCUGCUUACUCAGGAUGUGGAGAAAUUCUGUAACAGUGUGGUCGAGCUGUACUCCAAUCUCAGCAAGCCCCUCUUGGACAUUGGCUUGUACAUCUUCAAGCUCACAAGUGCAAUCGGAGCACAGGGCCCGGCGAGCAUGAUGGCGUACCUGCUGAUCUCAGGCCUGUUCCUCACGCGGCUGAGGAGACCGAUCGGCAAGAUGACCGUCACCGAGCAGCGCUUCGAGGGCGAGUACCGAUACGUCAACUCCCGCCUCAUCACCAACAGUGAAGAGAUUGCCUUCUACAAUGGAAAUAUAAGGGAGAAGGAGACCAUUCACUCAACCUUUAAAAAACUGGUCAGCCACUUGCACAAUUUUAUCCUAUUCCGUUUCAGCAUGGGUUUCGUCGACAGCAUCAUCGCCAAAUACAUUGCCACAGUAGUGGGAUACCUGGUGGUGAGCAGGCCCUUCCUCAACAUCAACCAUCCACGCCACAUGAACAGCACACACUCCGAGCUGCUGGAGGACUACUACCAGAGUGGCCGCAUGCUGCUGCGCAUGUCCCAGGCUUUGGGCAGGAUCGUGCUGGCAGGCCGAGAGAUGACCAGGCUCUCAGGCUUCACAGCUCGCAUCACAGAGCUCAUCAAGGUGCUGAAGGACCUGAAUUCAGGGCGCUAUGAACGCACAAUGGUCACAAACACAGAGAAAGAUGCUGACGCUGCAGAAAAACUCACGUUAAUUCCAGGAAGUGGCCGAAUCAUCAACGUCGACAACAUCAUCAAGUUUGACCACACCCCCUUAGUGACACCUAACGGAGACGUCCUAAUCAAAGACCUGAACUUUGAGGUUCAGUCUGGUGCCAACGUUCUCAUUUGUGGCCCCAACGGCUGUGGGAAAAGCUCUCUGUUCCGUGUCCUGGGAGAGCUUUGGCCUCUAUUUGGUGGCUGCUUGACCAAACCAGAGAGGGGGAAACUUUUCUACGUCCCACAGAGGCCGUACAUGACUCUGGGUUCUUUGAGGGACCAGGUGAUCUACCCAGACACCUACGAGGACCAGAGGAGGAAAGGCAUCUCCGAUCAGGUGCUGAAGGAGUACCUGGAUAAUGUCCAGCUGGGCCACAUCCUGGACCGAGAGGGUUCCUGGGAUACGGUGCAGGACUGGAUGGAUGUACUGAGCGGAGGGGAGAAGCAGAGGAUGGCUAUGGCCAGGCUGUUUUACCAUAAGCCCCAGUUUGCCAUUCUCGAUGAGUGUACCAGUGCCGUCAGUGUGGAUGUGGAGGACUAUAUCUACAGUCACUGCAGGAAGGUGGGGAUCACCUUGUUCACCGUCUCACACAGGAAGUCCCUGUGGAAGCACCAUGAGUACUACCUUCACAUGGACGGCCGGGGUAGCUAUGAGUUCAAACCCAUCACAGAGGACACCAUCGAGUUUGGAUCCUAAACGAACGAUUGGUGCCCCCCUCCUUCCUCUUUCACCCCCACUCAAACCUUGGGUCCCACAGACGAGACCCAGUAACCCUUUCCCCUCCCCUCCCCUCCCCUCCCCUCCUGAUCCAGUGUCAUACGCUACCUUCUAAACGAUUCUGUUUGUAAUUCUAUAUUUGUUUGUUUUUGUUUCUUUUUUUUUUCUUUUGAUGAAGCUGUAUUUAUAGAUCCGUUCUAGUCUAAUUGAAGCCAAGUAUUUUUGUUGUUUUGAUUUUAUGUGAUUUGUAAUAUAUCUAGUCAGGUCCACAGAUCUGGACUGCCACUGUAUUGUGAAAGGCAGGCUAAUUCCUAAUGGUGUGUGUGUGUGUGUGUGUGUGUGUGUGUGUGUGUGUGUGUGUGUGUGUGUGUGUGUGUGUGUGUGUGUGUGUGUGUGUGUGUGUGUGUGUGUGUGUGUGUGUGUGUGUGUGUACACCUGUGUGUGUGUGUGUACACCUGUGUGUGUGUGCGUGUACACCUGUGUGUGUGUGCGUGUACACCUGUGUGUGUGUACACCUGUGUGCGUGUACACCUGUGUGUGUGUGCGUGUACACCUGUGUGUGUGUACACCUGUGUGUGUGUGUGUGUACAC